Entamoeba nuttalli P19 is the source of this 570-nucleotide messenger RNA. RefSeq lists its product as hypothetical. NCBI's taxonomy places the organism in Eukaryota, Evosea, Mastigamoebida, Endamoebidae. The transcript has a single exon. The coding region runs from base 1 to 570 and encodes 189 amino acids. The record is from RefSeq and is a predicted model, not a curated record.
AUGAAGCCAUCAAAAUCAACAAAAGGUAAUGAAAACAAACCUGCUUAUUUCAAAGAUGUAAGAAAUUAUAAAGUUUAUGAACAAUCAAUAUUCUUAGCAUUAUUGAAUCAAUAUUUUGAUAUAACUCUAAGACUACCAAUAAAACAAGCAAAAGUAUUUGAACAAAUAUUAGUUAUUGAUUCAAUAUCAAGAGAAGAAGAUUAUGUUGAUGUUGUUUGUUUUAUAGACAAGAGAUGUUCUGAAAGAUAUAAUUUUGAUUUAACUCAUGGAGUAUCAAAAAAAACUUGCCAACGGCGGUUUGAAACAAAUAAACUAACUGAAUCACUUCAUUUUCUUUCAGAUGUCAUAGCAGAAUUUGGUUAUGUUCUUGAGAGAAGAAAUACAAAAGGAAAAAAAGGAACUUUAAAAUGUGAUUUGAUUGAUAAAAUAUUCCUAAAUGAUAAACUCCUUUUUAAUAAGGAUGAUAUUAUAAAAAAAGGAAAACUUAUUAAUCAGUACCUCUGUGAGUUGUUUGUUUCUAGUAGGAUCACUGUGAAAAAGAAUGAUCUCUUUUUAUCAAGUUUUGUAUAA